Molecule: messenger RNA, 1168 nt
Organism: Nannospalax galili (Upper Galilee mountains blind mole rat)
Lineage: Eukaryota; Metazoa; Chordata; Mammalia; Rodentia; Spalacidae
Gene: Vps28
Product: VPS28 subunit of ESCRT-I
Exons: 10
Coding region: 342-1007 (221 amino acids)
Biological process (GO): protein transport to vacuole involved in ubiquitin-dependent protein catabolic process via the multivesicular body sorting pathway
Cellular component (GO): ESCRT I complex
Molecular function (GO): protein-containing complex binding
Source: RefSeq, a predicted model, not a curated record
GAGGCCGAGUGCCGGGCGGCUGAUUGGGCUUCUGACGUGCGCAGGGGUAGGCGGAAGGGCGAGCGCCGAGCUACCGAUCAAGCUUCCCGACUCUGGAGAUUAUCGAGCUGCGGUCGCCAUCUCCGGGACCCCGAGUGCGCCCAGCUUCGAGAUUGGGCUUCCCUGGCACCUGUGCCUUCUCUCUCAGCGCUCAUUCUCCACGCCUGGCUUCCCUCUGACAGUCUCACUGCACACUGUGUUGCUGUUUGAGGAGAGCCCAGUUACUGAACUGUAAGGGCCUCUUGAGUUGGUGCUGGCUCUGCUCCCCAGGUCUCUGUGCUGUAGCUGCCAGGGCCUGCAGGAUGUUUCACGGGAUCCCAGCCACUCCUGGCAUAGGAGCUCCUGGGAACAAGCCGGAGCUGUACGAGGAGGUGAAGUUGUACAAGAAUGCUCGAGAGCGGGAAAAGUAUGACAACAUGGCAGAGCUGUUUGCAGUGGUGAAGACAAUGCAAGCGCUGGAGAAAGCAUACAUCAAGGACUGCGUCACCCCCAAUGAGUAUACUGCAGCCUGCUCCAGACUCCUGGUCCAGUACAAAGCUGCCUUUCGACAGGUUCAAGGUUCAGAGAUAAGCUCCAUUGAUGAAUUUUGCCGAAAGUUCCGACUGGACUGCCCACUUGCCAUGGAAAGGAUCAAGGAGGACCGGCCCAUCACUAUCAAGGAUGACAAGGGCAAUCUAAACCGCUGCAUUGCAGACGUGGUCUCGCUCUUCAUCACAGUCAUGGACAAGCUGCGCCUAGAGAUCCGCGCCAUGGACGAGAUUCAACCAGACCUACGGGAGCUGAUGGAGACCAUGCACCGCAUGAGCCACCUGCCCCCAGACUUUGAGGGCCGCCAAACAGUCAGCCAAUGGCUGCAGACCCUGAGCGGCAUGUCGGCCUCCGAUGAGCUGGAUGACUCCCAGGUGCGCCAGAUGCUCUUCGAUCUGGAGUCGGCUUACAAUGCCUUUAACCGCUUCCUACAUGCCUGAGCCUCAAUGAGACAAGAGUGGAGCUCAUAAGAGGUGUAGCAUAUCAGCCUCAGGGGACAUUUGAUGGUUCCCCAGUGUCUAUACCUGUCCUGGAUGUCUGCGUUGUCAGGAAGUCACCCCCCAAUAAAGAUUCUGUCUGACCCUCCUUCUGUGGGCAGCUA